UGCGAACCCUUGUAUGAAACGUCUCGCACUCAUCGAUCGCCGGAGCGACAUCACACUCGCUGCCGAUGGUGUAUCCGUCACGCAGAAUCUUUCCGAAAUAGUUCUCUACCGACUACUCCAUCAACCUUCUUCUCUAUGACCUCCCAUGCAGACCCUGCAUCAUCGAUGAGUGAUUCAGAGUCCCAGAUGCAUUUAAAAUUUAUGGGUGAGGCUGUGGCCAUGGCCCAAGUCGCUCUUGAAAAUUCAGAGACACCAGUCGGAUGCGUCCUAGUCUAUCAAGAGCAAGUAAUCGGUCGAGGUAUGAAUGAUACCAACCGCUCAUUCAAUGGCACUCGACACGCCGAGUUUAUGGCUAUAAAUCAAGUUCUAACCCAAAUGCAACUCUGUAAUGAAGAUGCAGACUCGAUGAACAGAAGUAGGUUAGAGACAAAUCAAAUUGAGGGAAAUGGUGAUGUUAAAGAUCAAAUCUCGGCUAAGAGGAAAUACUCUCCAGAAAUCUUGUCACAAUGUACUCUCUACGUAACUGUUGAGCCUUGCAUUAUGUGCGCUAGUCUAUUACGCCAGUUUGGAAUUUGGCGUGUGUUUUUUGGCGCAUGGAACGACAAGUUUGGGGGAACUGGAAGCGUACUCCGUAUUCAUAAGAGUAACGGUGCUGUCAUAAAGGAAAUAGAAGUUGGAAUAGACAGAAAUUAUGAUUUCGAAGUCAGUGGUGGUUGGAUGCGGGAAGAAGCUAUUCUUCUAUUGAGGCGAUUCUAUGUCCAAGAAAACAACAGAGCCCCUGAACCGAGAGACAAAGGGAAGAGAGUUAUUAAUUUGGUGGUUGAAAAAAUUGAGACAGUCGAAUAUUCAAUAGAGCGCCCACCCAAUAUGAGUUCCUGA
This is a messenger RNA of Blumeria graminis f. sp. triticale, 879 nucleotides long. The record is from the annotation of a GenBank genome assembly. Lineage: Eukaryota; Fungi; Ascomycota; Leotiomycetes; Helotiales; Erysiphaceae.